This is a messenger RNA of Aspergillus campestris IBT 28561, 281 nucleotides long. RefSeq lists its product as uncharacterized. The record is from RefSeq and is a predicted model, not a curated record. The transcript has a single exon. Lineage: Eukaryota; Fungi; Ascomycota; Eurotiomycetes; Eurotiales; Aspergillaceae. Bases 12 to 209 code for a protein of 65 amino acids.
GGGGUUUUUCGAUGCCUUCCCGAUGUUCACUGAGCCGGUUUUUGAACGCCUUCUUUGAUGGAUUCCAUCCGCAUUUCCCGCUCCUACAUCCGAUCACCUUUCAGAUGCAGAACUGCGACCCCGAAAGCUCUUAUUGGCGUUGGCUGCAAUGGGCGCUCAAUAUCGCUACGAGCGUCGCAAAGCGCUCAUGUUGUUCGAGGCUGCCUUAGCCAUGUUGCAUGAGCGGCAAUACCAGGAAGAGGCGGAAACAUUAGCCAACUCCGUCGACUCUUCCAGCUCCC